GUACGCCAGGUAGUGCUCCCACUGCACCGCCCGCUCGCCCUCCCUCCAGUGCUCGCCCCGCCUGCCUUUGCCCUGCUCGGGCGGGCGGAAGGACUGAAGCUACAAUGAGGAGCUCGCUGCCCGCGGGGAGAGACUGAGGAAGCUGGAUUUACUGCAAGAAGGGUGGGAGGAAGCCCCGGGAAUGAACCGGGACGGACACCCUGGUGGGAGUCUGUGAGCAGCGGAGCGAGUGUCCCAGCAGCUCGAGGUUUUGAAGCCACAGAACAUUUGUACAUGAGGAGGACCUAAGCCCAGAGAUGGAGUUUUGGUUUGCCUUCCUCUUCUUGGGGAUUUUCUCCAUGUCUGAUUCUGCCCGAGGCCCUCCGAGGAUCUCUGACCGUGUGGCCCCGAGGCAGUCAGCAAGACUGGGGAGGACUGUCAAACUCCUGUGCCCUGUGGAAGGGGACCCACCCCCACUCACCAUGUGGACUAAGGAUGGACGCACUAUCCACAGCGGCUGGGCCCGUUUUCGGGUCCUCCCCCAGGGCUUGAAGAUCAAGGAAGUGGAACGAGGGGAUGCAGGCACCUACGUAUGCAAGGCCACCAAUGGCUUUGGCAGCCUGAGUGUCAAUUACACACUCAUUGUGAUGGACGAUGUCGCCGUGGGCAAAGAGAAUCCAGGACCCGAAGGCCCUAACGGUGAGCAGGAAGACACGUCUGGAAAACAGUGGGGGAACAAGAGUCCACAGCAGCAGCCCAGCCCAGAAUGCAUGAGCUGCCCCUUGCUCAACUUGGGCAUCAUCAGCCAAGAGCCGGUGAUCCACCCCAGCAGCUGA
Molecule: messenger RNA, 815 nt
Organism: Gracilinanus agilis (Agile Gracile Mouse Opossum)
Lineage: Eukaryota; Metazoa; Chordata; Mammalia; Didelphimorphia; Didelphidae
Gene: FGFRL1
Product: fibroblast growth factor receptor like 1
Exons: 5
Coding region: 297-815 (172 amino acids)
Cellular component (GO): plasma membrane
Molecular function (GO): fibroblast growth factor binding; fibroblast growth factor receptor activity
Source: RefSeq, a predicted model, not a curated record